GAACUGGACGCGGCACUGGCUGCGGGUGGUCUACCCGCACGACGAUCGGAUGUCGGUCUCUUGUGGCCAUUCACUCGAGCGGCAGCUGCUAAAGCCAGUCUAAUUGCACAUCGUCACACCUGUGCCGCGUCGGCUAUCAACCCGGUAAAAACACGUCUUCUAAUGGACGACUCAUUCGCGGUCACAGCUGAUCCUCAUCGUUGGAGUUCCGCGCUGCGUGGUGCCUCCACCGGACAGUCGAUUCCACGGAUACACUUCAACGCAUCCUCACCGGUCACUUGUUGGACAGAACCAGAGCCCAAACUGAUACAGCUCAGUCAGUCAACCCCGCCAAGUCCGAUUUUUGAGACACAAGUAGAAAUCUGUGUGGCCCCGGUGCUUGUGUGCAUGAAAGUUCGACAGACUGUGGGCGCCGGAGAUAAUAUUUCCGCCGGGGCAUUGCGUGCACAAAUCACCACACGCCAGGCAGGUAUGCGGUGA
Messenger RNA from Echinostoma caproni, 480 nucleotides. The record is from the annotation of a GenBank genome assembly. Lineage: Eukaryota; Metazoa; Platyhelminthes; Trematoda; Plagiorchiida; Echinostomatidae.